Molecule: messenger RNA, 1419 nt
Organism: Adineta steineri
Lineage: Eukaryota; Metazoa; Rotifera; Eurotatoria; Adinetida; Adinetidae
Source: the annotation of a GenBank genome assembly
AUGAAACUGUGUAUAGUAAAUUUUUUACUGCUAACAACAAUAUUUUUUCAUUCAAUAAAUAGUCAACAAUUUAUUGUUGGUUGUUAUUUUACGAAUUGGGCUCAACAUCGACAAGGUCUUGGACGUUUUCUUCCAUCACAUAUUGAUCCAUCAUUAUGUACACAUCUCUAUUAUGCAUUUGCUAAUAUAGAUAUGAUAAAUCGAGGUCCAAGUCCAUUCGAAGUAAACGAUGUUAAACCAUCUCCCGCAACUUCACCUGUUAUCGUCAGUGAACCAGGAAAACUUGUAGUCAAUGGUCGUCUUAAUGGUAAACAAGCAAUAAAAUCACCAGCUCCGCCACCACCAAUGAGCAUGUAUGAACAAUUUAAUAUAUUAAAACAUAAAAAUCCACAAAUGAAAACAUUAUUAUCAUUGGGUGGUGCAAGUGUUAAUGCUACACAGUUUCGAACUAUGUUCGAACCUGAUAAAAUGCGUCGUGAAUUUAUAAGAAAUACAAUAAAAUAUUUACGAAAAUAUAAAUUUGAUGGUUUAGAUUUAGAUUGGGAAUUUCCUGAAACUGAAACAGAUCGUAGAAUUUUUUCUUUACUCGUUCAUGAUUAUCGAUUUGAAUUUCAAAAUGAAGCUUUUACAACAGAUCGUGCACGUCUUUUAUUAACAGCAGCUGUUGCUGCUUAUCGUCCAAAAAUUGAAGCUGGUUAUGAUAUAAAAGAAAUUGCAUCUUAUCUUGAUUAUAUUAAUUUAAUGGCAUAUGAUUAUCAUGGUAGUUGGAAUGCUUAUACAGGUUUCAAUAGUCCACUUUAUCCACGAUCGAGUGAAAAAGGUGAUAAACGUUUACUUAAUCAACAAGCAACAGUUGAUACAUGGAUUGAAGGUGGAUGUCCACCAUCGAAAUUAGUUCUUGGUCUUGGUAUGUAUGGUCGAACAUUUAAAUUAAAACAAAAGAAAAAUGGCGAUACAAAACCUUAUGGACCAGCUAAAGGUGCUGGUCUACCAGGUAAUUUUACGGCUAGUAAUGGAUUUCUUUCCUAUUAUGAAAUAUGUGAUUUAAUUAAAAAACAAAAAUGGCAUACAGAAUAUGAUAAAGAACAACAAGUACCAUUUGCAUAUAAAGAUGAUCAAUGGGUUAGUUUUGAUAAUCAAGAAUCAAUUGAAAAAAAAUGUCAUUAUGUUGCUGAACGACGUUUAGCUGGUGCUAUGAUAUGGUCACUCGAUUUUGAUGAUUUUACUGGUGGGUUUUGUGGCCAAGGAAAAUAUCCAUUAUUAACAACAGUUAAAAAAACAUUAGAUAGUCUUCAAGGACCAACAACACCACAUAGAAUUCAUCGAACAACUCAAACAACAGUAACAAAUCAUGGAUAUUUUUAUUCUCAUUCACUUGUUCUUUUAUUUUUUCCGAUAUUUAUUUAUCAUUUUAUUUGA